UUCGCCGUGGAAUAAGGUUCUUUCCUUUUCUAGAGGGACCAAUGAGAAAGAAUGAACAAAAAGUUUUUGAUGGAUCAAAACUUGUGUACAUAUUGCAAGGUGUGAACUGUUCCAAAAAGUUGAAGUAGUAGUGCAGAAGAUAGAUUGCAUUUUGUGUUUUUAGUGUCUGAGAAUAGAAAGUGAAGUUCCUUGAAUGGACCCACGGAUACCCAAAGUAGGAGUUAAAACUAAUCUCUUUUCAAGUCGCUAUAAGAUUGGAUAGACUCCAUCGAGUUGUGUCCAUCAUUUUGUUUCCUGUUGAAGAUUCUAUGCUCUCUUCACUUCUGAUUUUUUUUCCUUUAUAAUGAUAGUCUUAAUAACACUUUUUUUCUUAAGAAAUGGUCAAGAACUGAGAAGCAAUUGCAUAGUCAGAAAUUCUCAAUAAGCUUUCUUUAUUGGUUUUAUGAGUAAUCGAACUUAGAGAGCGUGCAACAAACUUGGAUUUUGUUUCUAGCUUUCUGUAUAAGUGGCAGGAUCAACAGGAAAGGAAAAUGUAUCAUCAGCAUGAAUAUCACCACAAUCAGCAUGGAAUAGAUAACUUACCUUCAUCAAGGAUAUUGGUUCCUCAAGAAAGGCAUAUGCUCAUGCAUGGUGGAAAUGGCCGGGUAGAUACAGGACUGGUUCUAUCAACUGAUGCUAAGCCGCGAUUGAAAUGGACACCAGAGCUUCAUGAACGCUUCAUUGACGCAGUCGGUCAGCUCGGCGGUGCAGAUAAAGCUACACCAAAGACAGUUAUGAAGCUGAUGGGAAUACCAGGACUUACUCUGUACCACUUAAAAAGCCAUCUUCAGAAAUACAGGCUCAGUAAGAAUGUACAUGGACAAACUAAUUCUGGGACAAACAAAAAUGGUUUUAAAGAAGUGUUAGAAGGAGAUAGAAUGUCUGAAAUUAGUGUAGCAAUUAUGAGCAAUAAUAAUACCCUUGGGCCUCAAGCAAAUAAUUUGCAGAUAAAUGAAGCACUACAGAUGCAGAUUGAAGUACAGAGAAGAUUACAUGAACAGCUUGAGGUGCAGCGACACUUACAACUCCGCAUAGAGGUUCAGGGUAAAUACCUACAGUCGGUGCUGGAGAAAGCACAAGAGACACUGGGAAAACAGAAUGUGGGUCCCAGUGGACUCGAGGCCGCCAAAGUACAACUCUCUGAAUUAGUCUCGAAAGUAUCAACAGGAUGUCUAAAUCCUGCGUUUUGUGAGUUGAAAGAACUACCAGGUCAAUGCAACAAACAAACACAGAAACUCCAACCUGCAGAUGGGUCAGUUGACAGUUGCUUGACUUCAUGUGAAGGAUCUCAAAAGGACCCAGAAAUGCAGAAUAUCGUGAUGAGGUUAAGACCAUACAACGAUACUACCCAAUUAUCGGGUUCAAAAGAGAACCCAGAGAGAAGUGAGUUCGAGCGGACUGAACCCAUAUUAUGGUCUGACCAACUAGAAACCAAAACGCUUUGUUCGCCGGUGAGAAAUGACACAGGAAGGAGUAUUUUCCCAAUUCCACGGAGCUCUACUGAUGUAUCUUUGAGCAUUGGAGUUCAAAGAAACAUUCGGAUCAGCAGUGGCAUUUCUGAGGCAGAGGAAAAUCAGAAGAAACCAAAAGGGUUUACAAUGCCAUAUUUGAGCUCAAAGCUCGACUUGAAUUCCCUUCAAGAGAAUGAAGCUUCCAAUUGUAGACGCAUCGAUUUGAACGGUUUCAGCUUAAGCUAACAGGAAAUACAGUCAUUCAGAGAUAGUAAUAAUAAAUCCCAGACCAGUGGAAGUUUUAGUUUGGUAUUCCAAGUCAACUGAUGUAAAUCUGAGACCUGACAUGAUACAAGCAUGCAGUACUUGUACGAUCAGUAAUAGAGAUUGCUUGCAGUGACUACAUUCCAAGUUUCAGACACUUACUGUUUUCUAGUAAAUUUUCUUUUAGCUUGACACUCAACCAGUGGAUGACACCAUAUAAUUUUAAUGUUUCUUCAGUAAUUAACCAAAACUUGUUUGGUUAGUUUCACAUUCUACA
Messenger RNA from Papaver somniferum (opium poppy), 2031 nucleotides. Its product is annotated as myb-related protein 2-like. The record is from RefSeq and is a predicted model, not a curated record. NCBI's taxonomy places the organism in Eukaryota, Viridiplantae, Streptophyta, Magnoliopsida, Ranunculales, Papaveraceae. The coding region runs from base 531 to 1736 and encodes 401 amino acids. Gene Ontology annotation, molecular function: DNA-binding transcription factor activity; DNA binding. The transcript has 7 exons.